GUCAAUACUAGUAGUUGUCCGCCUAAAGGUAGAUCUGGGAAAGAAAUGGUUGCGACCCAUUUUCGUUCCCCGGUCAGCCUGGUAUCUACAAUAGUAAAAUAGUGGGGGUUAGGCCGUGUAGUUUUUAUUUUUAUUUUUAUUAUGAUUAUCGUUAUUAUCAUUAUCUAUGCAUUUGUUUCCAUAGUACCUUACUUCUUAGUAGUAGAUAGAUCGGGUACUCGGGCGUUCAAGAGAUCCAAUUGUGCGGGGUUCAUAUAUUUCCUUUUCCUGUUCCAUUACUUUUUCCUUUCGUUUAUUUUUAUUUAUUUAUUUAUUGUUAUUUUGUAUUACAUGUUUCCUUACCUUUUAUGUCCAGUGCAACAUCGCCAUGAUUCAUUUGAUAUGUCACUAUAUUUAGUCGCAAUAAUUGAGGGCUCUCGCAACCCUAUCGAGUCUUCAUCGUAGUAA
This is a messenger RNA of Aspergillus caelatus, 447 nucleotides long. RefSeq lists its product as uncharacterized. The record is from RefSeq and is a predicted model, not a curated record. NCBI's taxonomy places the organism in Eukaryota, Fungi, Ascomycota, Eurotiomycetes, Eurotiales, Aspergillaceae. The transcript has a single exon. Bases 142 to 444 code for a protein of 100 amino acids.